CCAGUUUUCUCUCAACCAUGGCUGCUAACUUGUCUCUCCAAUCUCACACAUCCUCUCUGCAAUCCUCUCAUCAUCAACCCCAUCAUCAUCAAUGUCAAUCAAAAGAGAUUUUAAGACACCAAUCAGAGAUGGAUUAGCAGCUGGUAAAGAGAUUUCGUUGUUCCAAUGUGUCGUUGGACAUGGAUUGUUUCUCGAUAUGGCCACUGCUGUUGUUAUUGCUGGCAAAGAAGGUGUUAGUGUGAAAAGCAAGCGAGAAUGUAUGGUUCUCAGAAAUUGGCAAGCUGCAAACUUGUCAGUUGUAACCAGCUUGUUUGUAUCUCACUGCAGCUGUUUCACAGUCUUUGUGAUGCAGUCUGUCUUUUAAUAGACUUUGCUGUUUUCGUGAAAAAGAAAGAUCAUCAAUCUAUGGAGAAAGUUCUUCCUGAAAAUAUUAGUAUCCAAGACAUGGGAGUACUUCAUCACUCAUCUGUCUAUGUUUUAUUCUCCUUCUUCAGAUUUGAAUGGUAGUUUCAUUUCAACAUGGUUACUAGAGAAUACAUAUUGUUACCAAUGUGUGUGACAAAAUGUUUGAAAGGGAGAAAUGUAUUUGGAUUUGGUUACAACGACAAGACGAAUGAGUAUAAGGUGGUUAGAAUUCAAUAUGAACCAGAGGAACAUGCAGAACCAGGGCAAGUCCAGGUAUACACUCUUGGGGCUGGUACUUAGUGGAGAAACAAAGGAGAGACUGCUUACUCGUUGCAAACCAAUAAUUUUUAUUCACCGGGUAAGAAUGCAGAUGGAGAGGUUUAUUGGCACCAAAGGGAUAAGGAGGUAAGAUCGUGUCCCUGGUAAACUAAUGAAGUCGAACAGUGGAAGAUUGUGGCCUUCAAUUUUGCAGAUGAGGUAUUCCGGUUGGGUUUUAGGCUAAUUUCUCAACAAACCCCUUAGAGUGUUCUGGAAUAUGUGCUUGAGAGUGCAAAGAGCAAGUAUCCUUUUAAAUGAAGUUGCUCAUUGCAAGUGUUUGUGUGUUUGUGAUUUAGUGUCCUGUUACCUUACAUGGUUCAAUAUGCAUUAUCAAGUGAAGCAACUUUAUUGCAUAUUUUGCCAUGAAAACAUCCAUUUUUGCGGUGGCCAUGGUCGAGGUCUUUGCAUGUUUCUGUUACAUGAUUUCAUCUUAUAAGUGGACUGUGGAGGUUGUGCGUGAUCUUGUGGUUAUAAGUUUGUGAGCGAAUGACUGAUUUUCUUAGUUAUUGCCUUUGCAUCCAUGCUGAAGCUGAAGCGACUAACAGAAUCAAUAGCAACAAACUCUUCUUUCUGGCUUAAAUUUUAAAGUAGAAAUCUAGAAGCCAGCACUGAGAAGUAGAAAUCUAGCAGCCAGCACCGACUUUCUAGGGGUUACUCUGCCCAACAUCUGUGAAAAAGGCACAAGAAGAGUGGACUGCUACGGUAUUUAAUAACAUCUUUCAAAAGUAACUUCAAGUAAGACGCAUCAAAGUCUGCCGUUUAUGCCCAAGCCAAAGCUCCUUGUUGUUUAAUAGCUACUAGCGCUGUUCGAAAUCCCUAAGGCGGAAAUAUGACUAUUCCAGAUUCAAAGGAACUGGCGAAGUAAUGGAGAAGUUUUCAAAUGCAAGUCCAUUUCGCCAACCCAAUGGGCAAUCAGAACAAAGUCACUCGGAGGCUAAGGUCACCUUGAAAUUUUGUAAUGAAUUCCAAAGCAUGAACCACCAUCCUGAGCUUGAAUAAUGAUUUUAUGCCGCGGCCAAUGAGCACAAGGAUGCUGUACUAAUUCUUCUGGCAACAUGUAUGGUUGCCCCACUAACUCUUGUGGGGCUUGCCUGCAGAUGAACAUGAUUAUACAAGAGCGAAUCGUACUUUUGAUAUUUUUUCUUUGUCAGAGUUCUUAGUAUUUCUUAAUUAUGGAGAUUGAUUUGACACCCAAAUCGUCAAAGUCUGUGUACGGAGGUGAAGGUGGAUCAUACUUCUCAUGGUCACCUUCUGAUCUUCCUAUGCUUAAAGAAGGUAAUAUUGGAGCCUCAAAGAUGGCUCUUCAGAAGAAUGGUUUAGCUAUGCCUAGCUAUUCUGAUUCUGCCAAGGUUGCUUAUGUUCUUCAAGGAAGCGGUACUGCUGGUAUCAUCCUUUAUGAAGCUGAGAAGGAGAAGGUAAUUGCAGUCAAAGAGGGCGAUGCAAUUGCCUUACCUUUUGGUGUUGUUACUUGGUGGUUCAACAAAGAAGAUACUGAACUUGUUAUUCUGUUCAUGGGGGAUACCUCAAAAGGUCAUAAAGCGGGUGAAUUCACCGAAUUCGCUCUUACUGGUGCGAAUGGUAUCUUCACUGGAUUUACUACUGAGUUUGUUAGCCGAGCUUGGGAUUUGGAGGAAGACAAGGUUAAGGAGCUUGUUGGAAGCCAAAAGAGCACUGGAAUUAUCAAGGUGAAAGAUGGUUUCAAGAUGCCUGAGCCAAGUGAAGAAGACAGAAAAGGAAUGGAUUUGAACUGCUUAGAAGCACCGCUUGAUGUCGAUAUCAAGAAUGGAGGGCGUGUUGUGGUUCUCAACACCAAGAACUUGCCCUUGGUUGAACAGGUUGGACUUGGUGCUGAUCUUGUCAGAAUCGAUGCAGGAUCAAUGUGCUCACCUGGAUUCUCCUGUGAUUCAGCUUAUCAGGUUACCUAUAUUGUUCGGGGAAGCGGACGUGCUCAGAUUGUCGGUGUUGAUGGUAAGCGCAAGCUGGAAAUUAGAGUCGAGGCUGGUAACUUGUUCAUUGUCCCAAGGUUUUUUGUGGUUUCAAAGAUUGCUGAUGAGGAAGGGAUGGAUUGGUUUUCCAUCAUUAGUACUCCAAACCCAAUUUUCUGCCACUUAGCAGGAAGGACAUCAGUCUGGAAGGCAUUGAAUCCUCAAGUUCUCGAGGCUUCGUUCAAUGUUGCACCCGAAGCCGAGAAGCAUUUCCGUUCCAAGAGGACUAAUGCUGAAAUCUUCUUCCCUGCACCAAACUAAGAAGACUGGAGGAUUUCCUCUCAUCUUUAACAAUAUUUCUUUAGUUUUAUUUAGUGUUUACAAUUUAUUCGAUCUUUCUACUUUGAAUAUUGAAUGUUGAUGUUUUUAAUGGUUUCAGUAGUAAUGAAUUCUCAGUUUAUGUUUUUUGAA
Molecule: messenger RNA, 3119 nt
Organism: Papaver somniferum (opium poppy)
Lineage: Eukaryota; Viridiplantae; Streptophyta; Magnoliopsida; Ranunculales; Papaveraceae
Product: glutelin type-D 1-like
Exons: 6
Coding region: 1896-2969 (357 amino acids)
Molecular function (GO): nutrient reservoir activity
Source: RefSeq, a predicted model, not a curated record